GAAGGCGGAAACGGAAACAACUAUUUGGCACAGUGUUUGCAUAUUUUCUGCAGUGAGCAACAACGUGAAUUAAUUCAUUGAUUUACCCCCUAAAAUGGCUCUUGAAUCAAGAAUCACACAAGAAGAGAUUCGAAAAAUACCAGAAAAGCCUAUCGACCGGGAAAAGACUUGUCCUCUUCUGCUGCGGGUAUUUACGACCAACAGUGGCAGGCAUCACAGAGUGGACGAAUUCGCACGAGGACAAGUCCCUUCAAGUGAGCUGCAAAUCUACACAUGGAUGGAUGCCUCACUAAAGGAGCUGACCAGCCUGGUGAAGGAGGUGUACCCUGAAGCUCGGAAGAAAGGAACACACUUUGGUUUCGCCAUCGUUUAUCCCGAGCCCAAAAGAAAUGGCUACAGAGUGAAAGACAUCGGCAACACUGUGUCAGGCAGAAAGGGGGAAAAUGACUCCAUGACGCUACAGUCCCAACGCUUCCAGAUAGGAGACUACCUGGACAUAGCCAUCACACCACCCAACAGAGCUCCGCCGCUAAACCCACGCAUGGGCAUGGGGAGGCCCUUCUGAACACACACACACACACCUGAACAUAACCAUCAUGCCACAAAACCCAAACCCGCCUCUAAACUUACAUAAAGCCAUUCUGAUCACACUGACUCAGACUCUUACCGGCACUCAGGAGACUACCGUGACUUUCCAUAUGGCUAUCCUUCAUAUUUGACUGUCCCCCACGUACAUGCUUUUUUGGGGGGGAUUUUUAUCUUCUGUUCAUAUUUAUCAGACAACAUAUAUGUAACUCUUUUACCCUCUUGUCUCCCAUCUUGGAUAAUGUGAAAUAAAGUUGCCUUCUUACAAUAAAA
Messenger RNA from Coregonus clupeaformis (lake whitefish), 858 nucleotides. Its product is annotated as histone deacetylase complex subunit SAP18. Gene Ontology annotation, cellular component: nucleus. The record is from RefSeq and is a predicted model, not a curated record. The transcript has 4 exons. The coding region runs from base 95 to 565 and encodes 156 amino acids. Gene Ontology annotation, biological process: negative regulation of DNA-templated transcription. NCBI's taxonomy places the organism in Eukaryota, Metazoa, Chordata, Actinopteri, Salmoniformes, Salmonidae. Gene Ontology annotation, molecular function: transcription factor binding; transcription corepressor activity.